AUGAUGGGUGACGCCCUGCCUCUGGAAGACGGAACAUACGGUAUCAAAGGCCUUCCUCGGCCACCGAAUGCCGUGAGAUACCCUGGAGAGGUUCUCUACGUUGAGGGUCUUCCGGUCCGUAAGGAGAUAUCGUCUCUUGCCAACUCAGACGAUCCAGGAGAGAAGAAGCAAUGGACGCUAUUUGUCUUAGCCUUGGAACGGUUCAAGUCAAUGCCCAUCGAUGAUAAGCUUUCCUACUUCCAGAUUGCCGGAAUCCAUGGAUAUCCAGAGGUUGCCUGGGAUGGAGCGCCUGAGCCCAAACACGCGCCGGACAAGAAGGCCAAAAAGGCUGGUGACCAGCCUUUCGGCGGGUAUUGUAAUCAUAACAGCCUAAAUUUCCCGGCCUGGCAUAGACCUUAUAUGCUUCUCUUCGAGCAACGGAUCUGGGAUAAUAUGAAGCUGAUCAUCAACGACUGGGUAAGCAAGCAUGGGCUACCAAUCUCAGAGGCAGAUGAGUGGCGACAAAAGUAUCAUGAGGACUUGGUUUGCCCUCCAGUUCUCACGCAAGGAGCCAUGCGCAUCUACCCACCUACUGUGAUAAAGAACCAGUUUCAUCAAAGCGGUCUGUACUCCAAUCCAUUAUUAGGCUUCGAGAAUCCGGAAAAGGAUCCAGAGACAGGGAAGCCGUUACCAUUUGGCAGCAUGCCAGAAGACAAGACCAAAUGGAAUAUCCAAGACAACCCAAUAAUUCAUGAUGAACUUCCGCUCAAGAAAGUCUGCGACUGGGCUCCAAACAUCUCCGAAGAAGAGAAAGAUCCCGCCCAUCAUUUUACUGGUCUCCAUGGAGUAAGGAACUGCUGGCAAGCGAACUCCAGCCUCGCAAAAGUUCACGAGAAUGGUCCUGAUGGUAAACCCAAGUGGAGCACAAUGGACCAACAUUCUAAGGACAAUACAUGGAAUCCCGGUAGCCUCUCAGAUGCAGUCAAUCGCAUGCAAAGGAUGUCCAAAAACAGGUUACAUCUCUCUGGAAAUCUCACCGGAGGAAGUGACUAUGCAACUGGGAUGGGACACAUGAGCGACGUUCCAGUAGCAGCCUUUGAUCCCAUCUUUUGGCUUCACCAUGUACAGAUAGACCGUUUGUUGGCCAUAUGGCAAUGCCUCAACCCGAAGCUAUGGUUUGACAACGAAAAGCCAGGCGAUUCUGGCACUACAGGUACGACAGCUUCUAGUGUCGCCGACGACAAGGAGACAGACCCUCUUGAACCGUUUCACAGAAAGGACAAUGAUCCGGAAAAGGAAGUUUGGACUGCACAAGCGUGCCGGGAUUGGACAGAGUUGAACUAUCAAUAUGAUGACCUUACAGAAGUCACAGACAGGACAAUACGAAAGCACGGGCGAUUUAUUCCGGGGGAGUUCCAGAAAGAGCUGAGUUCCCACAUCGACACGAUCUACCCAGGUACAAGACUUGUUAUACAAUCGAUGGAGGAAGCCAAUGAGACCCGCGGCAGCCUACAAUCAUGUCAGGGUCAGAGGGGGUCAUGGAAAGAUUACAUCGUCAACGUGGUGUAUGACAGAUACGCCCUGAAUGGCCUGUCCUACACAAUCGAAUUCUUUUUAGGUGGACCACCGGGCGAAGACACGACCAACUUCGAGAAGCACAAUUACGUCGGCCACGUGUACUCCUUUGGGGGUAGGCAGAGUACAUCAGAAAGCUCUUGCAGUAAUUGUAGGAGACAAGCUGAAGCACAGGUCCUCUCGUGUGCUCAGGUCCCUCUGACGAUCCAUCUGCUUCACCAUAUCAGAGACAACGUUCCCGAUCACUCAAUCACAGACCCCGGGGAGGUUGAAGAGUAUUUAAAACUUCAUCUUCGAUGGAAAAUCAUCAAAUAUGGUGGGGAAGUGGUGUCUGAAGAAGUAUUCAAGAAGGAUUUCUCAAAGCUCCGAAUUACGGUGCUGCGUGGCGUUGGCCAGCCCAAUUCAGGCAAAUUCGAGCAUACAAGCGAUGUACAAAUUGCCGCUUCGGUCUGUUGUUCGUACAGCGACUAUGUGCCAUUGCCAGAGGUCACUGAUGGAAAACCCGGUGGCUUGCAUAUUGACAAAGCCUCCGAGAACAACCAGCCAAUCAUUCUGCAGGACAAAGGCGCUGUGCAACCACUGCUCCCUAAGACAGCGAAAAUCAUUCGACUUACAAUGGACAACCAAGAAAAGACUGUCGACUCGUCGUCGCAGAGCGAGAAGGACAAGGAGUCGACGACUUCACCAAAAGCGACGCCACGACCACCGCCGAUUCUGUGUCUCGGCGCUCCCCGCACUGGUUCUGCAUCGCUUAUGAAAGCGCUGCAGAUUCUCGGAUAUCCUAAUGUGCACCAUGGAUGGGAGGCAGCUGAGCUUGAGGAACUUCAAUGGCAGUGGCCUAUUUUCGACAGAGCUUGCGACGCGACGUUUACCAAUAUACCAACAUACCGCGGCAAACCAUUCUCUCGAGCUGAAUGGGACGAAGUUUUUGGAGAAUACGAUGCUGUAUCGGAUGUCGCUUCUUUCUUCGCUGAGUCGUUGAUUCCAGCUUAUCCCGACGCCAAAGUCAUUCUUGUCGAACGCGAUAUCGAGAAGUGGUUUCCCAGCAUGCAUGCGGUGGUUAAAAGCUCAACAAGUCCCAUCCGACGAGCACUCGGAGCCAAAAUUGGCGACCUUUCAGGAUAUUUGAGUCCAAGGCCAUGCAACAAGCUUCAUCAAGGCUGGACGAGAGCGCCAUCUCCCAACGACGUGAUUGAAUACCUAAAGCCAGCAUAUAUCAGACAUAAUCAGUACAUCAGAGAUGCUGUACCUAAGGAGCAGCUAUUAGACUUCAAGCUCUCGGAUGGUUGGGAGCCGUUGUGCCAGUUUUUGGGAAAGGAAGUUCCUGAUGUGCCGUUUCCGCAUGUCAAUGAUUCAAAGGAGUAUGCGGAGAGGGGUAAGAGGUUGGGAAAUAAGAUGAUCAAACUUGCUCUGAGGAAUCUCAUCUUUCCUUGUUUGCGUCCUGAGCCUGUAAGCAGGACCUGA
Messenger RNA from Fusarium redolens, 3018 nucleotides. RefSeq lists its product as uncharacterized. The transcript is spliced from 9 exons. NCBI's taxonomy places the organism in Eukaryota, Fungi, Ascomycota, Sordariomycetes, Hypocreales, Nectriaceae. Gene Ontology annotation, molecular function: oxidoreductase activity. The record is from RefSeq and is a predicted model, not a curated record. The coding region runs from base 1 to 3018 and encodes 1005 amino acids.